UGCUCUGACAUGCAUUGUUAACUGUGGGAACUUAUAUAGACAGGUUGUUUGCCUUUCUAAAUCAUGUCCUAUCAACUGAAUUUACCAAAGGUGGACUCCAAUCAAGUUGUAGAAACAUCUCAAGGAUGAUCAGUGGAAACAGGAUGCACCUGAGCUCAAUUUUGAGUGUCAUGGCAAAGGCUGUGAAUACUUAUGUACAUGUGCUUUUUUUGUUUUUUAUUUUUAAUGAAUUUGCAAAGAUUUCAAACAAACUUCUUUCAAGUUGUCAUUAUGAUGUAUUGGUUGUAGAAUUUUGAGGAAAAUAAUGAAUUUAAUCCAUUUUGGAAUAAGGGUGUAACAUAACAAAAUGUGGAAAAAGUGAAGUGCUGUGAAUACUUUCCGGAUGCACUGUAUGUGUGUGUGUGUGAGAGAGAGAGAGAGUGUGAGAGUCUAUGCCCUUAACUCAUAAUGUCUACCGUGGCUAAAGUGUCCUUACCUAAUCCUGUGAGCUCUAUUAAAUAAGCAUUAAAGAUGUCUGUGUUAAUCAAAAUAUCUCUUACUUUAUCAUUUUCUCUGAACCACUCACACACACACAGAACCAAGGACAGACACUUUGCUUUUCUUUGGAAAGUGUAUACAACGAUUUGAGCACACACAUGCACAGACAUGUCCAUGCACACGUAGACAGAGAGAGAGAACAUCAAGUGGAGGCAGUGCAAGUAGCAGAAUCAGGCAGUGAGUCAGUUUGCUCUGAGCAUCACUGAGAGAGCUCAUAUCAGACAACAGCACGAGAGGACUCUUAACUAACCUCUGCAUCAUUAUCUGACUCAUUCAUUCACAUUUACUUCAUGCAUUUUGUUCUUUUCUUUAUUAUUCUAUUGUGUCAUCUGAGUUCAAUCUCCCUCUUAAUCUUCUUGUGUUCUUCUCUGUUUCACUCCACAUCUCUCCUUAAUAAUUUUAACCUCACUUUCUCUACCCCAGUCUCUUUCAUUUUCUCCAUUUUCCCAUCCAUUUUUCAGUGGAUACUCAUGAACGGAUCUUACCAUCACAUGCUCCUGCGGGACAGCUCUCUGACCAACCUCACAGAAGAAACAGAAUACAAGAAUGGGAGCACUUCGCUGUGGCUGUCUAAUGGCAGUGUUGCUGCUCCUCCAUCAGGGGCGCUAUGCCAGCAGGUUCAGAUCCAGGCUGAAGUUUUCCUUGCACUUGGGAUCGUCAGUCUGCUGGAGAACAUCCUGGUCAUUUCUGCAGUGGCGAAAAACAAGAACCUUCAUUCGCCCAUGUACUUCUUCCUCUGCAGCCUGGCAGCGGCGGACAUGCUUGUGAGUGUCUCCAACUCCCUGGAGACGAUUGUGAUUGCCAUUCUUAGAAACAAUGUGCUCAAACUCAGUGAUUUUUUUGUGCGUUUGAUGGAUAAUAUUUUUGAUUCCAUGAUCUGUAUUUCUCUGGUAGCAUCCAUUUGUAACCUCCUGGCCAUCGCCAUUGACCGCUAUGUCACCAUAUUCUACGCACUACGCUACCACAGCAUUGUAACAGCACGGCGUGCAUUAAGUGCCAUUGGCAUCAUUUGGCUCACCUGCAUCAUUUGCGGCAUUGUCUUCAUCAUAUACUCCGAGAGCAAGAUGGUCAUCAUUUGUCUAAUUACAAUGUUCUUUGCAAUGCUGGCACUGAUGGCAACACUCUAUGUUCACAUGUUUUUGCUUGCCCGACUCCAUGUCCAGCGCAUCGCUGCGUUACCAGCCGCAGCUGUUGCCGCGGGUGAUCCGGCGCCACGGCAACGCAGUUGCUUGAAGGGAGCAGUGACUAUCAGCAUUCUCUUGGGGGUCUUUGUGUGCUGCUGGGCACCUUUCUUCCUCCACCUCAUCCUCCUUGUGGCAUGCCCACGCCACCCACUCUGCCUGUGUUACAUGUCACACUUCACCACCUACCUGGUGCUCAUCAUGUGCAACUCGGUCAUCGACCCCAUCAUCUACGCCUUCCGCAGCCUGGAGAUGAGAAAUACUUUUAGAGAGAUCCUCUGCUGCUUUGGCACAGGCUGUCCAUCUCCGGCUUGCGAGCGAGAACGAGAGAUGGACCCGGAGAGAGUGAGGGAGAGACGACAGGAACGGGAGAAGGAGAGUGAGACAGAGUGA
Ictalurus furcatus (blue catfish) is the source of this 2111-nucleotide messenger RNA. It is a transcript of the gene mc3r, whose product is annotated as melanocortin 3 receptor. The coding region runs from base 828 to 2111 and encodes 427 amino acids. Lineage: Eukaryota; Metazoa; Chordata; Actinopteri; Siluriformes; Ictaluridae. Gene Ontology annotation, cellular component: membrane. Gene Ontology annotation, molecular function: peptide hormone binding; melanocyte-stimulating hormone receptor activity. Gene Ontology annotation, biological process: G protein-coupled receptor signaling pathway. The transcript has a single exon. The record is from RefSeq and is a predicted model, not a curated record.